AUGCCCCCCAAGGCUGCAAAGACAGGAACUAAGAAGCCCACGGGCACAAAGAGUGCCAAGGGCCCCAGGAACGCUCUUUUUGAGAGCGCCCCUCGCCACUUUGGGAUUGGCCAGGACAUCCAGCCGAAGCGCGACCUGACCCGCUUUGUGAAGUGGCCCGAGUACGUGCGCCUCCAGCGCCAGCGUGUCAUUCUCAACCAGCGUCUCAAGGUCCCUCCGGCGAUUGCCCAGUUUUCCAACACGCUUGACAAGAACACUGCGACUGCUCUGUUCAAGCUCAUGAACAAGUACCGCCCCGAGUCGAAGCAGGAGAAGAAGGCGCGCCUGGAUGCUGUUGCUAAGGAGAUUGCCGCCGGCAACAAGGUCGACCCUAAAACUGACGGUAAGAAGCCCCUCUUUGUCAAGUACGGUCUUAACCAUGCCGUUGCUCUCAUUGAGGCCAAGAAGGCCAACCUCGUUGUGAUUGCCGACGACGUUGACCCCAUUGAGUUGGUUGUCUUCUUGCCCGCUCUCUGCCGCAAGAUGGGUGUGCCGUACGUGAUUGUCAAGUCCACCUCGCGUCUCGGUGCUGUUGUGCACCUUAAGCGCACCGCUGUUGCGGUCAUCCAGGACGUGCGUUCUGAGGACGAGCGUGAACUCGCCAAUCUCGUGUCUGCUGCCAAGGCCAACUACCUGGACAAGUACGACGAGGCCCGUCGUCACUGGGGCGGUGGCGUCCGUGGUACCAAGUCUUUGGAGAAGCUCCGCAAGCGUGCAAAGGCUGCUGGCCAGAACCCGGCCAACGUCUCUCGGAUUGCAUAA
Malassezia vespertilionis is the source of this 801-nucleotide messenger RNA. It is a transcript of the gene rpl8, whose product is annotated as 60S ribosomal protein L8. The transcript has 3 exons. Lineage: Eukaryota; Fungi; Basidiomycota; Malasseziomycetes; Malasseziales; Malasseziaceae. The record is from RefSeq and is a predicted model, not a curated record. Bases 1 to 801 code for a protein of 266 amino acids.